Messenger RNA from Nothobranchius furzeri (turquoise killifish), 3243 nucleotides. The record is from RefSeq and is a predicted model, not a curated record. Lineage: Eukaryota; Metazoa; Chordata; Actinopteri; Cyprinodontiformes; Nothobranchiidae.
CAGCGCCAGUGGUAAGCGCACCUAACACCCAAACAAACAUAGACACCCGAUUGUCGAAGAAGUUUAUAGUUUCAGGAAUUAGUUAUCGUGCUGGUGUUUGCAGCCUUUAUGCAUAUUUGAAUCAUUCUCUCUCUGGAACUAUCUUGCUUCGAAGAAGAUCCAGUCUUCUCUCGUGCACACAUCAGUGAAUAGUCAACACGACAAGUGAAACCUUUACUGAAACUUCCUGUGGAGACGUAAAGAACUAUUUAAAGGACAGACAUUUUACUCAUUUUGGAUGCAUGCUGGUUUUCGAUUUGAAAUUUUUACCCCAAACCCAACUGCCACCAGAGUUUGUUUUGUUGUUUUUGGGCGAGUGUGGCAGAUCCUAAACGAGGUUUCUGAGGGCUUUUUGACCCCUUAUGUCUAUGAAAUCUGAGGUGACUUCUCUCUCUGCUCCGGUUACAAAAUUGGCAUUUAUUAAAUGGGAAUCUUACAGAUGUGAUCGUGUAAUUUACAAAGACAGAAAUGUGGUUAUGAUGCACCAGACAGGAGCGUGUCCAUUUCACUAACCUGAACUGAAAAUCACAGCGAUGUAACAUCGGGCUUUAUUUCCUUCCUUGUCAUGUGACUUUGAACUUUUUGCUCGUUGUUCUUUUUGAACCCAGACUGUCUCUUCACCAGUUUAAUGAGGUGAACUGUGGUUUUAGGUGACCUCUGCUGCCAGUAACAGACUGUCUAAGACUUCAUUUUUCUUUUUUUGCAUGCAUUCAGCUAGAUGUUAAAAUGAUUCGGUGAAAGGUAGAGCAGCUCUGAAGUGUACUGACACACGGUGGCAGGACAGCACCUGCCUCUUCCCGGUUCUGGUGUCAAAGUGGGCCUGUGCACAGUACAAGCAAAUGCUUCCAGAACCCUGAAGGAAUAAACCUGCCAGCAGAGAACGUUUUCCCGACCGGAGAUCGAAGAGCUGCUGCGAUCCGGGGUCAGACAUUAUAACCUGCUGCUUGUAGACCUCUGUGCUUCUACAUCAAAGGUCUUCUUUAGUUCUGUGGGUCACCAUUCAGAUCAUUCCAACAACUUUUUUGGACGUAAACCGUUUCACCCUGGACGAAGGCAUCCGCCUCUGGAGAGAGGGCCUGCUCUGUCCUGGUGGAGGUGGAGUGGGGGGGUUUCUGUGUGCUGCUCCCCAUCUGUUGGUGCACACUUCCUGUGAUCUGUGCCAACGGGCCUGAGGAGCUGAGCCAGAGCGGGCGAGGAGGCAGAGGACUUCAGAGCCACAGACUCUGGAUCCUGGCCAUGAGGUUUGAUGCCUCGAUCCACUGACCGGAAACACUGGACCUAAAUGGCGCAGCAUGACUUUGUCCCUGCCUGGCUUAACUUCUCCACACCCCAGCCUGCCAAGUCCCCUGCUGCCAACCUUGACAAGCAAGGUGAGCCUCACCACCACAGAGACGCCAGACCUGCUGUGAGCCGCCGCCGCCACAACUCCUCUGAUGGUUUCUUCAACAACGGCUCCCUGCGCGCUCCAACAGGUGAUGGGUGGCAGCAGCCCUCACUGCUACUGAGGCAUGACUCGGUGGACUCGGGGGUGGCCAAAGGGGGGCACGGCGGCCUUGCAGGGGGCUCCUGUUGGAAGGAAACACCUAGUUGGCACGGAGCCCCCCGCAGUGCCCAGGACAGCCACCACCACCAGGGACGCCACCCCAAACGGGGGGGAGGCGACAGGGACAGGCAGGGGGGGCACAGGCAGCGUAACGGCAACUUCCAUCCCAGAAAGGGAACCUCGUAUCAGGACAAGUUUCCCAACGAGGAACGCAAAGACGGCAAGGAUGACAAGCUAAAGUUUGUAGAAGAAGACUUUCCCUCCCUCAACCCUGAAACAACUGGAAAGCCUGGUACUCCCAUGCGAGCAGUUGCCCCUCAUGCUGGGGUGUGGGAAAAUCCCCCAAGCGGCAAACAGAUGGUGUCCAAAAUGCUGGUCAUCAAGAAGAUUUCCAAGGAGGACGCGAGUUCGGCCUUCUCGGCAGGAUUCGCCACUGCGGGCGCCUUGCCGACCAACGGCAGCAAAGCUCCCAUCACGGGCUCCAGCGUCUACAAGAACCUGGUCCCAAAGCCUGCUGUGGCCCCCACCAAAAGCACCCAGUGGAAAUCUGGAGGAAGAGAGAUCACAAAGCCGGGUCUUCACGUGCCAGGCCGGGAUUCAGUCUUCACCAGCCCCGUUUCUGCACCCAAGCCCAGCACCCCAGUCAGCGCACCGCAGCACAACACUCAGAAGGAGCACCCUUCCAGCACGACUCCUCCCAUAGACAUCGCUCCGUCGAGGCUGAAGCUGAUGCGCCGCGGACCGGAUCGGAAGAGCGAGUUUCUGAGAGCUCUGAAGGAUGAGGGCACCGGAGAGAUGACGACGAGCAGCAGUCCGGGAACAUCGGGAGAGGGUGAAGGCGGCACCCCAGAGCCCAAAGCCUACAGCGAAGAAGUCUGCCAUGAGAACGGUCUGUCCUACUCACUCAGUGACUCAGACACCGAGCACCUGUCCAGCUCACUAGAGGCAGAGCACAGGUUGCUGAAGGCCAUGGGCUGGCAGGAAUAUCCGGAGAAUGACGAUAACUUCCUCCCGCUGACGGAGGACGAGCUGAGAGAGUUCCAGACUAAAACCGAACAGCUGAAGAAGAACGGCGUACAAAGAAACGGCUUCCUCCCGAGGACUCGGGGCGUGACCCUCCACUUCACCCCCUGGAGGAGUGUGGCAGAGGCGCGCGUGGAGGAGGGUUCCGAGUCGGAAACCAGUAGCAGCAGCCAGACUUCAGACGACGAGGACUGCAUCAAAUCCUAACAUGGCUUUACGGAAAAAGAAGAACCCAGAGAACAGCCAACACCACAUCCCAGCAAGCAGCCCCCUCUUCCUCCCUCAUCUUCGUUUUUAGAGCACCGUUUUGAGUUUCUUGAUCUUUUUUUGUUCGUUUCGUCAUUCUUGCACAAGGGAAAAACCAAUCAUAUCCCAGUGAAGGGGGAGAUUCCUGCUCUGCCAGACGUCGUUUUCCCUGCGUUUCCUCCUUCGCUGCAGUCUUUGACCUCUGACCCCUCCCCACACCUCUUUUCUUAUUUUCUUCCUUGCUUUAUGGAACUGAAGUGUUCAUCAAGAAAAGAAGGGCAAUGAAUGCACACUUGAUUCUGCUUUAAACAGACUAACUCAUGAUGCUGAUGACACAUUAUUAAUGAUGAUAAUAAAAGUUGGUUCCUGAUGAGUUGAUAUGGUUCACUAUG